Messenger RNA from Salvelinus namaycush (lake trout), 3377 nucleotides. Its product is annotated as ribosomal RNA processing protein 1 homolog B-like. The record is from RefSeq and is a predicted model, not a curated record. Gene Ontology annotation, cellular component: preribosome, large subunit precursor; nucleus; preribosome, small subunit precursor. The transcript is spliced from 15 exons. Bases 15 to 3149 code for a protein of 1044 amino acids. NCBI's taxonomy places the organism in Eukaryota, Metazoa, Chordata, Actinopteri, Salmoniformes, Salmonidae. Gene Ontology annotation, biological process: rRNA processing.
GAAUUAGUGGGAACAUGGCGCCAAUACAACAAGAAGCAGAGAUCCAGUUCGCUCAAAGAUUGGCAUCUAACGAGAAGCCCAUUCGGACAAAGGCCAUCAAGAAGCUAAGAAAGUAUAUCAGUGUUAGGGCACAGAAAAUCAACGGUGGUUUCACAGGCGACGAGUUACUUAAACUAUGGAAGGGCCUCUUUUAUUGCCUGUGGAUGCAGGACAAGCCACUUCUUCAGGAGGAGUUGUCGAAUCAGAUAUCUGGCCUGAUGCAUAGCUUUCAGAACGUCCAGAGUAUGUUUUUGUUUCUGGAGACUUUCCUGCAGACCAUCAAAAGAGAAUGGACUGGCAUUGACAUGCUUCGCAUGGAUAAGUUUUUCCAGCUGGUUCGUUUCGUGUUCAGGAACUCUUUUGAAAUGAUGAAGAGGAAAGAAUGGGAGACCAGUGUGGUGACCAGGUUUUUGGAGCUCCUGACUGCUCAGGUCCUCCACAGCACCAGCGGAGACCCUUGUGGGUUGCAGUUUCACAUACUGGACCUCUACAUGACAGAGCUGGCUGCAGUUGGCUCAGCUGAGCUCACAGCGGCUCAGAACCUGACGUUUAUCGACCCGUUCUGCAAAACAGCAUCCAAAACCAAAGAUCGGAUCCUGCUCAAGGCUAUUUGCGGCAGCAUCUUCAGUGCCAUCGUGGCCCAGGCUCCCUUCGCCAUUGAAGACCUGCUGAAGGAGGUGAAUGCUACAGGUGGAGGGUCUGAGGAGUCUGACUCGGGACAGGCUUCUGAAGAGGAGGAAGAGAAAAAGGAGCCUCCCAAGGGCAAAAAAGCUGCUAAGAAAUCCCCCAUGAAAACCAUUGGAAAGCAGACCAACUGCACCGCAUCAACUGAGGAAGAUGAAGGUAGUCUGGAGGAUGAAGAAGAUGAUGAAAUGCUCCAUCUGGAGAGUGAUUCGGAGUCUGAGAUACCAGAUGACGGGGGGAUCGGACCUGUUCUCCAAUUUGACUACUCUGCCCUGGCGGACAGGCUGUUUGGGCUAGCCAGCCGUAGCAACACCCCCAGCCACAACAGACAGAGACUCUACAAAGUCAUCAAGACUCUCCGGGACCUCAGUGACGGAGUCUUCCCACAGGACGAGUACCCAGAGGAAGUGUCAACGGAUGAGGAUGACGAUGAAAUGUUUGGCAGCAGAAAGAGGAUGAAGAGGGGAAGAGCCCUGGAGGAGGAAGAGAGCUCACCAGCCAAGAAACGUAAAGGCAAGAAAAACGACUCAAAACCAGGGAAGUCAGGCCAGCGUGCAGCAUCGGACAAGAGCAAACCAGCAAAGACACCCGGUGACACCACCACGCGGAAGAAGAGGAGCAUGGGAGAAGUGAAGAGUGGCGAGCAGAACCGGGUGGCGGAGGAGUCGGAAGUGAAGGCUGAGGCGGACACAACUCCUCCUACAACAGAGAGCGAAACGACAGACGCUAAGAAGGCAGCACCUACAGAAGCAAAGACUGAGCUCUCUGUCCCAAUAGACUCUGUAGAGGCGGGGGUAAAGAAGAAAACAUCUACCCCAGCCGAGCGCACCGAUGUUGGGGAGAAGCAAGAGGCUGUCCUGGAGGAGGACGCCUCUCCUAUGAAGGUCACUGAUACUCCCUCAGAGGUAACUGCCAUGGAGACAGAGGUGCAAUCAGAAACUCCACCGGAUAUAGUGGUGGGGAGCCUAUCAUCUGUCAUGGAGAUUGGACAGAAGACCCAAUCCGAGACACCAGUACCAGACAGCACGUCGUCCAAGAAGAAAAAGAAGACCAAGAAGUCUAAAACGCCUGUACAGGAGGAGGAGAAAGCGGUAACAGAACCAGAGACUAAUACAGAUGUGCCGGAGGCUAGUGUGAAAGCCACGGAGACAGAAGACCAGGCUGCUCCAGCUACCCAGGACGGAGAGGCUGCAGAGGGGGCUACAGAGCCAGAGAGCGCCCCUGAGACUGCUACUACCAGCACAACCAAGAGGAAGGGCAGGAGGAAGAGCACCAAGCAGGACCCUGAGGAACAGACAACCGUAGAGGAGGUUGAGACGAAGCCAGAUGCUGUAGAAGAGAUCAUGGACACCCCACUAAAGAAGAAUAGGAGGAAGAAGGCUGAACGGAGUGCUGAGAGCACAAAGGAAGAGGUCGCUGAAACAGACUCAGCACCGGUAGACACGACACCAGCAGGCCCUAAACCACUGGCCACUCCAGCUGAGGAGCCUCCAGUUGACGUCCGCAUCGCCACCACUUCCCUGAAAAAGAAGAAACUUAAGGCGGCCAAGUCUGAAGAGGAGAGUGUGGAGGUCGAGGGUGAAAUGCAGCCAGAAACUGAAGCGGACGUCCUACUUGUAGUCGCUGAGACGGUGCCAGCAGAAGCCGCUACACCAACCGUGCUCAAAAAGAAGAUGGCUGAAGAACAGAGCGUGGAGGCCGAGGGUAAAACAAAGACUGCAGCAGACUCAAACCGUACACUUGUAGACGCUGAGGCGGAGCUGGUAGAGGUUUCCACACCAGCUCCCCUCAAGAAGAAGAAAAAGAAGGCAGCACUGGUAUCUGAGGAGCAGGAGCCAGACACCACGGCAGUGGAGGAGAGCAUUGCAGAGGAGCAGCCCACAAAGGUUGACCUGGAGACUCCCGUGAAGAAGAGGAAGAUCCCGGUAGUGAUAGAGGUCGAGGCUGAGGAGCUGGAGGCUGAGGCAGAGGCUGCUAGAGUCAACGACAGCGAAGAGCCGUCCACACCGGUGAACGCCAAGAAAACAAAAAAGAUGAUGCCCAAGAAGGCUAAGGGAGGUGAGGAGUCUGACUUCAUUACGUUCCAGAGCCAUGCCACCAUCCCUACACCCAUCUUCUUCAAGAGAGCCAAGGGAAGCCCCAGCACAUCGUUGUCCAGCAAGAAGAAGUGUCCGACUCCAAAAUCUGAAUCCAAGAAGGUUACCUUCGGACUUAACAAAAACAAAAUUGCAGAAUUUAGGAAGACCGAUCGCAGCCUGCUGGUGAGUCCAGAGGGGUCGUCCAGAGUGCCAUUUGACCCCCUGCAGAAACCCCUGUUCGGAGUGCUGAAGUCCCCAGUGGCCUCUCUUACCAACAGCACCAAGAAGAAGACCAAGAGCACCCCGAAAGCCACCCCCAAACGCCCUACCGCUGCUGACUUUUUCUAGUCAUUGAGGAGACUGAGGACAUUUCCCCCCUCAGUCCCACCCCACUGUUUGUCCACUAGGAAAAUAUAAUCAUGAACUGAAUGACCAAAGAAUCUGUUAUUCCUCCGUUGGGGCGAUAUUGAUAUACACUUAUUCUGUUUGUGGAAUUACUUCAAAUUGUCUAUGUUAUUUUGCUGUUCUGUGGGUGAGCAAGUGUUCAAAUAAAGACCACUCUCUCCUUUUAGUGAA